This is a messenger RNA of Encephalitozoon cuniculi GB-M1, 969 nucleotides long. RefSeq names its product "alpha-1,2 mannosyl-transferase". The coding region runs from base 1 to 969 and encodes 322 amino acids. The transcript has a single exon. Gene Ontology annotation, biological process: cell wall mannoprotein biosynthetic process; protein N-linked glycosylation. NCBI's taxonomy places the organism in Eukaryota, Fungi, Microsporidia, Unikaryonidae. The record is from RefSeq and is marked provisional. Gene Ontology annotation, cellular component: membrane; Golgi apparatus. Gene Ontology annotation, molecular function: alpha-1,2-mannosyltransferase activity.
AUGCUUUUGCCGCUGCUGAUUGUUGGAAUGGCAAUUUGCAGAGAGAAUGCUGUGAUCCUGAUUCUUUGCAGGAACAGCGACAAGAACGGGAUAACAGAGACGAUAAAGAAUUUCGAGGAGGUGUUCAAUAAGAACUUUGGAUAUCCAUACGUGUUCCUGAACGACGAGGAGUUUACUGAGGACUUCAAGAAGUCCAUAAGAGACGUUACGUCUAGCACCGUUGAGUUUGGGAAGCUCGAGCCCGAGGAGUGGGAGGUUCCAAAGUGGAUAGACAUGAAGAAGGCAAAGGAGGAGAUGAUGAAGAUGGAAGACAAAAAGAUUAUUUAUGGAGGGUCAUUAUCGUACAGGAAGAUGUGCAGAUUCUUCUCCGGGUUUUUUUAUAGAAACAAGCUGGUCGAGAAAUACGACUACUAUUGGAGGAUAGAGCCCGACGUGAAGUUUCUGUGUCAAAUAGAGUACGACCCAUUUACAUACCUAAGGGAGAACAACAAGCAAUAUGGAUUUGUGAUAUCGCUGGUUGAAUUCAUGGAUACGAUUCCCGGUCUCUUUAGAGAGGUGUUAAAGUUCAUAACACAGAACCUGAACUCGAUUAGAAAGGUGGAUGGAAACAGGUUCAUCCUGAACAAGGAUGGAUCCUACAACGGAUGCCACUUCUGGUCAAACUUCGAGAUAGCAAGCUUUGGAUUUUUCAGAAGCGAGACGUACCAAAAGUACUUUGACUGGCUGGACAAAGCUGGAGGGUUCUUCUACGAGAGAUGGGGAGAUGCCCCAGUUCAUAGCAUUGCUGCAUCUCUCUUCCUGGAUAAGGAUCAGACUCACUUCUUCAGUGAUAUAGGGUAUGAGCACCCUCCAUUCCAACACUGCCCUCGAGAGGCGUCGAUGAGGUCCAAAUGCAAGUGCAGUAUCUCCAACUCAUUGGAUUACUCUUCAAACUCGUGUCUGGGAUUGUACAUAAAGUCUCUUCUGUGA